GGCAUGGCCAUGGGAGCAUGGUGGGAGAUGAAGAAGAGCUUAUUAGUGAAGCUGAGUGUGUAUCUGCUGAUCAUCGCCAUGGCUAACUGUGCUCGGGAUAUUCCUGACUCCAUUGCCAAGAACACUCACGUACACACCUGCGACGACAUCAGCGAGACGUGGCGCGGGGGGUUGUGCGCCAAGCACGGCACUUGUAACAAGCCGUGCCGGGCGGAAGGGUACGACUCGGGCUUCUGCGCCGCCUUUCCCUUCCUGACCACCUGCUGCUGUAAGAAGAACUGUGUUGAUGCUCUGCAGCCACGCAGGAGCAGCUUUUUCUGCCAAUGGUGAAAUAAAUAAAUCUCGUUUCGAUCG
Molecule: messenger RNA, 354 nt
Organism: Triticum dicoccoides
Lineage: Eukaryota; Viridiplantae; Streptophyta; Magnoliopsida; Poales; Poaceae
Exons: 2
Coding region: 4-330 (108 amino acids)
Source: RefSeq, a predicted model, not a curated record